Nerophis lumbriciformis (worm pipefish) is the source of this 6630-nucleotide messenger RNA. It is a transcript of the gene tnfaip3, whose product is annotated as tumor necrosis factor, alpha-induced protein 3. Gene Ontology annotation, biological process: cytoskeleton organization; protein K29-linked deubiquitination; protein deubiquitination involved in ubiquitin-dependent protein catabolic process. NCBI's taxonomy places the organism in Eukaryota, Metazoa, Chordata, Actinopteri, Syngnathiformes, Syngnathidae. The record is from RefSeq and is a predicted model, not a curated record. Gene Ontology annotation, molecular function: cysteine-type deubiquitinase activity; DNA binding; K63-linked polyubiquitin modification-dependent protein binding. Gene Ontology annotation, cellular component: nucleus; cytoplasm.
AUCCCCUUGACUUGGGCUUUUUUUUUUUUUUUUCAUGUUCUUUUUUUUAUGCUUUUAAACGCUAUCGUAUGUGGCCACUCUCUUUGAGGGCUUGUCAAAGUGAGGGGCGUCCAAAAAUAGCUGCUUGGCGUACAGUGGAGGACACAAGACGAAGAAGAAGAAGAAGACGAAGAAGAAGAAGAAGGAGGUUGAAUGGCGCCGAGGAGGCUGAGCGGAGCGGCUGACGACAGGACCGAGCUGCCGAGCAUCUGGGAGGCUUUAUUGUAGCACCACUCCGACAUAUCGGCCAGUUUCCAGUCCAUCAUCCGUGGUCGCCUCAUCCUCCUGGUUCCUCUCCCUCCGUCCGUCCGCCAUGUCGCAGGGGCAAAACUUCCUCCCCAAAUUCCUCUUCGUCUCCAACCUCCUGAAGGCGGUGAAGAUCCGCCAGCGGGUGCCCAACGACGUGGUGAAGCCGGCGGCCAGCGACGGCCUCAUGCACCACCUGCGGGGGAUGCACCGCUACACGCUGGAGAUGAUCGCCAUGAACCACUUUCCGCAGGCCUUCCGGGAGGUGGUGCAGGCCGCCAUCUUGGACCGAGCCAUGCAGGCCUCCCUGGAGCAGGAGAAGAAGCUCAACUGGUGCCGGGAGGUGAAGAAGAUGGUGCCCCUACGUACCAACGGAGAUGGCAACUGUUUGCUCCACGCUGCUUCCCAGUACAUGCUGGGGGUCCAGGACACGGAUCUGGUCCUCCGUAAAGCCCUGCACGGCGUUUUGAAAGACACAGACACUGGAGUUUUUCGGGCCCGCUUUCAGGCAGAGCUCCUGCAGUCCCAAGAGUUCACCCAGACAGGCCUCCGAUACACCACCACGAACUGGGAGGACGAGUGGGACAAGGUAGUAAAGAUGGCAUCUCCAGUUUCCAGUAGCAAUGGCCUCCAAUUUGACUCACUGGAGGACAUUCACAUCUUUGUCCUCUCCAACAUCCUCCGCAGACCCAUCAUCGUCAUUGCGGACCAGGUGCUGAGGAGCAUGAAGUCAGGUUCCUCUAUCUCCCCACUCAAUGUGGGUGGGAUCUAUCUGCCACUGCACUGGCCGCCAGCUGAAUGCUACAAAUACCCAAUAGUGCUGGGCUACGACUCGCAGCACUUUGCGCCUCUCAUCACUAUUAAAGACAGCGGCCCUGAGAUCCGAGCCGUGCCACUGAUCAACCCUGGACGAGGAGGCUUUGAGGAGCUUAAGGUGCACUUCUUGAUGGAGAAGGAACAGCAGCAGAAAGAGAGGCUGCUCAAAGAUUACCUGUUGCUGAUGGAGAUCCCCGUCAUCGGUUUGGGAUAUGACGCCACGCGGAUCAUCAACGCUGCCCGGUUGGACGAGGGAAACCUCCCUGAGGACAUGAACCUGAUGGAGGACUACCUGCAGCUGGUCAACCACGAGUAUAAGCGCUGGCAAGAGGACAAGGAGCAAGCAUGGGCUGCUCAGCCGCAGCGCCCGCCGCCCUUUUCCGUUUCGCAGCUCUCACUCAUCGAAAUCCGCUGCGCCACGCCGCGGUGCACCUUCUACGUUUCGGUGGACACGCAGCCUCACUGCCACGAGUGCUUCGAGAAGCGGCAGGCCACCACGGGCGGCGGAGGAGCCCGGAUAGAAGGCCUGGUACAGACCAAGGCAGCUGGUGUCCAAGGCGGGCUGGACAACGAGGGGAGCUCCAGAGGAGGCCGAAGCGGCAGCCCCCCAUCCUCCUCGUCGAGUCGGGUGGUGUUGUCGAGCCCGCGCUCUGCGCCACCCCCCACAGCUCCUAGUCUCAGCUUGUACAGCGAAACCCACGCCAUGAAGUGCAAGACACCCGGGUGCCUUUUCACCCUAAGCGUGGAGCACGACGGACUUUGCGAGCGCUGUUUCAAUUCUAGGCAGAACCAGGGACCUCCUGGAGCCGGAACAGCUUCCGCGGGACUCCCGGGCCCCGAAGCAAGGGCCGUAGCCCCUCAUGCGGCGCAAGGACCUGGCUGGAGCCAGUGGGGGGGCCGCGAGACCGAGACGGAGCGCUGCAGCAUGUGCAGGCAGGAAGCUUUUAGGAUAUUCAAUGGGCUGUGUCCACCCUGCAUGCAGAGACAGCAGGGUCCAGACAGGUGCGAAGCACCGCAAAACAAGCCAAGGACUGAGGCCGCGUCUUCAGCUUGGAGUCAAGCAAGGGACCCUGAGCGGCCUUGCCUCAACUUAACCCCAGGGCACACCUCCGCCUGGCAGGCCCCUUUAGCCCGGCCCUGUAAAAGAUCGGGCUGCCAGUUCUUUGGGACGCCGGAGAAGUUUGGUUUCUGCACUAUUUGCUACGUAGACUAUCAGACCAACCACCACAUGACACCUCCCCCGGCCCCGGCCCAGAGUCGGCACGGUUUGGAGGCCAGCUUCCAGAAUGCGACGCGCUGUCGUGGACCGGGCUGCGGGGCGGUCGGCAAGGCCAUGCUGGAGGGUUACUGCGACAAGUGCUACGUCAAGGAGCAGAGUGCACGGCUCAACCAAGUGGUGAACCACACACCGCACUCCCCUCCUCCCGUCAUGCGUGACCGAGCGACCAAACCCCGAUCCACGCAGCAAAUCCAGACCCAGACCCAGACCCAAAUCCAGACCCAGACCCAAACACAGACCCAGACCCAGUGCCGGCGGAGCGGCUGCAGCAACGUGUCCCCGGGCUGCACGGACCUCUGCCCCGAGUGCCACACGCGGGGCCAGGGCCGGGAAGCGGGCAGGCGGGCGCAGGCGCCCAAGGAGAAGUCCAAGCAGCGGUGCCGGACGCAGGGCUGCGACCACUACGCCAACCAAGAGAAACAGGGCUACUGUAACGAGUGCGACCACUUCAAACAGAUUUACCGCGGCUAAUCGCGCGGCGCGACACUGACAUUCGCUAGCAUGCUAGCACGCCCCGCUGCCAGGCGCACCGUGCCAGUCAAUGCAUCUCUGAUACUAACUAACCAACUUACUAACUAGCUAGUGACUAACUAGUAACCUUAUGGCCUGAAAAUCACUCCCCUGUCCCCCAUGUAGAAUGUGAAGCGAGAGUGUGUGCACGUGGGGGAAGUGAAUGUGAGCGCGCGUGUGUGUUUGCAGUAGACAUGGCCUCCAGAAUACCUCUUUGUGCAAUUACUAUCAUCCGACAAGCGGCGUGCACUUAACACGGCGAGAGGUUUGGGCGACGUGUCAGCGGAGCGAGCGACUUGUGUACAAAAUGUAUUUAGAGGUACGCGCUGACUCGCGCCGGACACAACGAUUGUACGUCGACGUAACGAGAAGUAUCGGACUUUUUGCUUUCUAGACCACAGCCAAGGAUCGUCUGUCUGUCCUCCGUCUGUUUCUACCUGUCCGUGCCUGUCUGUUUUGCAUUUGUUCUUGGGGACGCCCUGCAACAAAUCUGUGCAAGUUAAAAGCCCCCCUCCUACCCCAAAUACUAAUUGGUGACGAUUAUUAGUUAGCAUGCACCCCUCGCCCUCCGAGUCCUUCUUGUCCUUGCAAAAUAACUUUGCCAAAAAGCUCUUACAAUCAGUAUCGCGUGAUAACAGAACUACCUUCCAUUAGUCAGUGUUUCUUUCAAAAGGCCUCCCUAUUUUUUCCUGUUUAUAUUGAAUUCACAUUGCCUUUGUCCAAACGUACAUGGGAUAUAUUAAGGGUCUACAGAAAUGCACUUUUUUGGAAAACUUUGACCAGGGUAGAGACUCGCCGAACCUCAGCAUGUGCAGUUUGGCUCGUCUCCUUUGUAUGAUGUCACAGCGUGUGCCGUUCCGGUUUUGUAUUGAUGUACUUUCCCCACUAUGAUGAAGAGGGGAGUUGUUCCAUUGGACGAAACAUUCUUUUGAAAUGCACUUGGCGAGGAAGGGUAUGGGGGCCGAGGGGGGAAUAUACAAAAAAAACAAAAAACAUUGGUACCUCUGUUUUCGUUAUACCGUUCCAAAGGGUCUGUUGAAAACCAAAACAAUGCAAAAUCCAAUUAAUCCAUUCCAGACCCUCAAAAAUGUUAACGCAAAACACUUUUUUAUGUCAAAUAAUUAUAGUUUACAUGCAUACAUCGAUUUUUCUAUCAACUACAUUUUUGUCACUGAAAUGUUUUUAGCGUCACUGAUGAAAUUACCAAUCUAUUAGAAGCAAAACCAAAAGAGGAUGUGAGGCUUUCAAGUCCAAGGUUUCAAAACCGUUUUCAAACCAGUUGUGCAUAAAGAUGGAGAACUCUUAACUAGUAGCACCAACUGUUUUUGUGACAGUCCAAAUUAGGGCUGUGAAUCUUUGGGCACCACACGGUUUAAUUCGAUUCUUGGGGUAACGAUUCGAUUCAUAAUCGAUUCUCUAUUCAAAAUCAAUAGUUUUUACAUUGGGUGCUAGUUCUAUGAUUAACUACAUUCCUCCAUAAAAUGGACAAACAGCUCUGAUAAAUUUCUAUAUUACUUUAAAAAAUAUGUUGUUUUUAAAAAUAAAAAAAAUGAUAUCCAAACAUUUAAUAAUGUCUAUUACUGAUAAAGCAGAAUAACUUUAGUUUUUUUAAGUCCGUAACAGAAAAGAUUUGAAGCUCAUCAAUUUGCCUGAAAAAAAAUACAUUUAAUCCUUGUUUAAAUUCCCAAAAAAUUUUGACCGGCUUGAAACAUUUUAUUCUGAAAAAUAUAAACUAAAAGAAUAAUGCAAUUAUAGAAAUUUAUAAUAAAUUAUAAUUCAUCAGCACAAUAUAUAAACAAUUUGAACCUACAAAAGAGAAAUAAAACAAUUUGUGCUGAUUAUAUAUAUAUUUUUAAAGCAAAAUAAGGAAGUCAGGAUUAAAGGCUAUGUUUUGAAGCAUGAUACUGAUAAAGCAUGUUCCCCGGGGUCAUACUAUUUGCAAAAGGACUGGAUUCAAUUUAUUAGACUAAUCCUCAUUUGCCUCCGUGGUGAGUUAUUUUGCAGGCGUACUCCAUAACAGGAAACCACAGAGUCGGCAUAAGAUAAGUCAUACUAAAACCAAAUCAUUCUAAAAAAGGGCGGUUAUGAAAACCGAGGUACCACUGAACAUGUAUGUUUGGACUUAGCCUACACGUGUUUAAACAGUGCAAGACAGACAGGGCAGGCCCCUGCUGCUUUUGGUGCUACAUGCACAGAGAGCCUCUCCAUUGUAGCCAACAUGCUGGCAGUCACACACAACAACACACACACACACACACACACACAUAUAUAUAGUGGAGACCGCAUUUAGCUUACAGCAUUUCUUUUUUCCUAGCCAGCUUUCCUUGCUUUUUAACAAAUCAGUUGCCUUGGAUGUUGCUUUUCCUCUUUACGGACCACUUCAGCACCUAGAAACUCCCACACAAAAAGUGGUUCCAGUCUUGCCCGCAGACUGGGACGUGAUCCACCUUACUACCAAUUGCACACACAGCACAUGGAAAUCCAGCGCCGGGGUUUGUUGUCAAUGCCGUGUCCCAGCCGGAGGUGGGCUUCUUCAACGGCCGGGCCACGGCGACAACUUUUCCCGUGAGCAGGCAACCUUAUGAUGGCCCGCUCUGGCACAUGUCAUCACUCUGAAUGUGUUUGUGCUGCUGCUGCUGCAACAGCACAGUAUUGUAUCGGGGCUGAUCCUCCAUACAUUUUGCCUUUAAGACGGACCAUAGGGACAUGAUUGCUUGAUCACUGCUCCCGCUUCUUCUUAUUAUUAUUAUUAUUAGUACUCUUCUUCUAAAAUGCAUUUGUGAAUAUGGAUCUCGGUCCGUGUUGUAGGACCUUUCCGACCUGAUGCCUCAUCUUUAAACACACACACACACACACACACACACACACACGUGCGCGUCUCAAAUGGAACAUUCCUGUUUUAUUUUUUUACUAGGGUUUCCAGAUGUAUUUUAAUAGCUUUCUCUUUUUUUGUUUUUUUGCCAAAAUAAUGUACAUGUGCCAUCAAAACGCCAAACAGUUGUUGUUAUACCUCUUUUAAAAAAUGGCCGCCAGCGUGACGCAGAUAGACAUUGCACCGUUUUUUGUGAUGAUUACGGUGGAGCCUCUGAAGUCGAGCACCCAAUUUGGAGUUAAACAACAACAACAGACUCAGUGAAUCUGGUUAGUAGGGGUGUGAAUCUUUAGGCACCAAUUAACUCAACAAUUAAUUCCGAGUCCUGGGGUGAGGAUUCGAAUCAACACGAUUCUCAAUUGAAACCGAUUCUCGCAAUGUAUUAUUUGGUAUAAUAAUUAUAAUGAAACUUUUAAAAAUAGGUUACAGCUUAGAAAAGCUCCUUCUGGUUGCAUGGAGAUGCCUAAAAACAUAUUUUUGAUAUUUCUUUAUAAAUAUAUAUAUAUAUAUAUAUAUAUAUAUGCAGAAGUAUAUAUGUACAGUAUAUAUGUGUAUAUAUUUUAAAUGUGUGUAUGUAUAUGCAUGUGUGUAUAUAUGCAUGCAUGUGUGUAUAUAUGCAUGCAUGUGUGUAUAUAUGCGUAUAUGUACAUAUAUGUGUAUGUGUAUAUAUAUGUAUGCGUAUAUGUACAUAUGUGUAUAAAUGUAUGCGUAUAUGUACAUGUGUAUAAAUGUUUGCGUAUAUGUACAUGUGUAUGUGUAUAUGUACAUAUGUGUAUAUAUGUAUGCGUAUAUGUACACGUGUAUAUAUAUGUAUGCCUAUAUGUACAUAUAUGUACAUAUGUAUAUAUAUAUGUAUGCGUGUAUGUAC